Messenger RNA from Aspergillus alliaceus, 890 nucleotides. RefSeq lists its product as uncharacterized. The coding region runs from base 266 to 568 and encodes 100 amino acids. The record is from RefSeq and is a predicted model, not a curated record. NCBI's taxonomy places the organism in Eukaryota, Fungi, Ascomycota, Eurotiomycetes, Eurotiales, Aspergillaceae. The transcript has a single exon.
UUUAACACUAAACCGGUAAAGUACGUAGUUAGUACGUACCACCUGGAGAGACACGUUUUUCAUUUUAUAAUUCGAAAUUUUCUUUCAGUAAUUAUUUAUUUUAGCACGAGGGAGGAUUACGUUCCAUCACCCGUGAAGGUUCGAGGCGCCUGUCUCUUGACGAGAAUGAGCGUUACGCCUGCUCGCCGUUUGUCGAUACGCGCCCUCUAGGUAUGGAGUACGAAAACUCCACAGCGGGCAGUUCACUAUUUCAGUAGUUAACCCAAUGCUCAGUGGAAGUGUGACUGCGACUUUGCAUCAGUGUUGCCUUGUUGGGUCGGCGGUGCUCCCCAUGAAGAUGGUGACUGGCCCUUGGACGGGGGCAGUUUUAGGGAAUUCCACAGCCUCGCUUUGCCUCUGUUGCACCCUCCUAUUUGGUAAUGGAUCUUUGUUCUUUUUCUUUUCCUUUUUAUUUCAUUAUUUCAUUACUUCAUUACUUCAUUAUUUUUUAAUCUAUUUUUCCUUCUCGAAAACCGAAUUGAUCCUCUUAUAUAAUCCGUUCGUUAUGAGUCUUGUUGCAUUGCAUUGAUUAUUGAGGGUUAUUAUUAGGAGCCGUUGAUGGGGAUAUUAAUAUAGAAAAAAAAGUAUUAAAAUAAAAAUGGUUGAAUUAAUAUGAGAAUGAUCCUCCGACGUAAUGCGUCGGAUUUUCUUCAUUUCUCUUUAUUCUCCCUUGUGCUAUUAUUAUCGUUAUGAAUAGGGAUCAGUGCAGAAUCCAAACAAUGGAGCUUGCUUGUUGUUGUUGUUAGUACUAGUAAUAGUAAUCGUAGUAUUUAAGAGUGAAAAAUAAAGGGCUUGGAGAAGGGGGAAAAUAAAUGAAAAAAAAAAAAAAAAAGAUAUACAAAAUAAUUAUU